Messenger RNA from Lathyrus oleraceus (garden pea), 761 nucleotides. RefSeq names its product chaperone protein dnaJ 20, chloroplastic. The transcript has a single exon. Bases 183 to 671 code for a protein of 162 amino acids. Gene Ontology annotation, cellular component: chloroplast. NCBI's taxonomy places the organism in Eukaryota, Viridiplantae, Streptophyta, Magnoliopsida, Fabales, Fabaceae. The record is from RefSeq and is a predicted model, not a curated record.
CAGCUACAAAACAUUGUCCUAAUGUCAAUUGUUUGAAUAAUGUUCUAUUAUACAUUUAACAAACUUUGAUACGGUAGAUGUGAGUUAACUUAGUAAGAUAAAUUCAAUUAACAUUCUUCUGUCUAUAAAUAAUUGAACACCCACAUUCAUUCUCAAAAACAUAGAGAAAAACAAGAAACAAGAUGGAUGUUUUAUUAUCCUUCAACUCUAGCUCAAGCCUAAUCAACAUUUCAAAACCAUACAAACAUCAUCAUAAUCAUCAAAGACAACCUCGUACAAAACAGUUUUCAGUUACAUGCAGAUCCACAAAAAGUGAUGGAAACUUGUACAAGAUACUAUGUUUGAGUUCCAAUACAGCAACAACAACAGAUGAUAUAAAAAGAGCAUAUAGAACAAUGGCUCUUCAGUAUCAUCCUGAUGUUUGUCGUGAUGGUUUGAAGAAAGAGGAAUCAACCAAGAUGUUUGUACAAGUUAAUGAAGCUUAUAAGACGCUGUCGAAUCCAAAGCUUAAAGAAGAGUAUGAUUCAGAGUUGUUUGGUUUGGGUAAUUUGAGAACAAGUAAAUGGAUGGAACAAGUUGGUGAAUUGAAUAGAAAAUCUCAAACAGGUAAGAAUGGUGCAUCAUCAUCAUCAUGGGGUUCUAGAAUGAGGGCCAGGAAUACUAGUAACUAGUUUUUCACUAUGCUUGUGAUUAUUUCUCUUGUAUUGUUUUUCUUGUACAAUCAACGCUCCAAAUUUUUGUGAAAUUGAAAGUUACACCAA